Messenger RNA from Micromonas pusilla CCMP1545, 804 nucleotides. RefSeq lists its product as uncharacterized. Gene Ontology annotation, biological process: peptidoglycan catabolic process; peptidoglycan turnover. Lineage: Eukaryota; Viridiplantae; Chlorophyta; Mamiellophyceae; Mamiellales; Mamiellaceae. Gene Ontology annotation, molecular function: N-acetylmuramoyl-L-alanine amidase activity. The coding region runs from base 1 to 804 and encodes 267 amino acids. The transcript has a single exon. The record is from RefSeq and is a predicted model, not a curated record.
AUGAGCGCGUACGCGACGUCGCCGCCGCUGGGUCCGACCGCGCCGGGGCACGCCCCGGAGGUCGCGGCGGCGAUGCGACCGACCGACGUCGCGCCCGCGCCGCGGCACGGCGUCCGGAGGCGAGUCCACGCGCUCAGCGAUGACCUUGGUGCGAUCGUCGGGGAGGAUGUUUCGGACGCGACGAUGACGACCGAGGAGGAGAUUCGAGACGCGAUCGAUAAGGUCGUGAUCCACUACGACGCCUGCGGCUCGAGCGCGAAGUGCUUCGACGUCCUGCACAACCAGCGCGGGCUGUCGUGUCACUUCCUCAUCGACGUGGACGGGACGAUCUAUCAGACGUUGGACGCGAGAGAGCGCGCGUGGCACGCGACGACGGCGAACGACUCGUCCGUCGGCGUCGAGCUCGCGCACCGCGGCGCCGUCGAGAUGCCGAAAGCGUCCGCGGAAGAUGGAACGUCAACCGACGCGACCAACUCAGAGCACCCUCAUCGCGUCGUCGGAUUCGUGCACGGGCGCGAGCUGUCGCAGGCGCCGUUCGCCGACGCGCAGUACGCGUCCCUCGCGGCGCUCGUCGCGGGGGUGAUGCGCGCGUGCCCGAGGGUGCGAUGCGAGUACCCGAGGGGUACCGACGGCGAGGCGGCGACGACCAAGUUGGAGGACGACGCGCUGCGGGCGUUCCGCGGCGUGCUGGGGCACUUCCACGUGCAGACGAAUAAGAUCGAUCCGGGGCCGGCGUUCGAUUGGGAGGGCGUCGCGGCGCGCGUGAGGAAGAUGCGCGAGGAGGAGGGAGAGGACGAUCGAUAG